AUUCAGCUACCCCAGAUAAACUACAAGGAGGAGAGCAAGAGCUGCGAAAAAAUACAAUUUUCGAUCAGAAAACAAGGACUUAACACAAUGGGCAAUAUACACACUGUGGGGCCAAAUGAAGCUCUGGUCAUUUCGGGUGGCUGUUGUGGGGCACAGAACAAGAAGAUGACUAUAGGAGGCUGGGGCUGGGCCUGGUGGCUGGUCACAGAUGUACAGAGGAUCUCUCUGGAGGUGAUGACCUUGAACCCAGUUUGUGAACACGUGGAGACAUCGGAGGGCGUGCCCCUGACCGUUACGGGUGUGGCACAAGUCAAGGUGAUGACUGACCCACCAGACCUGCUGCAGACCGCGUGCGAGCAGUUUCUUGGGAAGCGUGUGGAACACAUCGAACAUGUCAUUCUGCAGACACUGGAGGGUCAUCUCAGAGCUAUCCUGGGGACCUUAAGUGUGGAGGCCAUCUAUCAGGACAGAGAUCAAUUUGCCCAGCUGGUCAGGGAAGUUGCUGCCCCAGACGUGGGGAAAAUGGGCAUUGAAAUCCUCAGCUUCACCAUCAAGGAUGUUUACGACACCGUGGAGUACUUGUCAUCUCUGGGUAGAGCUCAGACAGCUAACGUGAAGAGGGAUGCCGACAUUGGGGUGGCAGAGGCCAACAGAGAUGCAGGAAUUAGGGAAGCUGAGUGUGAGAAGGCCAGGAUGGACAUGCGUUAUGCAGCAGACACAAAGAUCGCAGACUCCUCUAGACUUUACCAGAUGCAGAAGGCCAACUUUGAUAUGGAAGUCAACGCAAGGAAAGCUGAGGCAGAGUUGGCGUAUGAACUCCAAGGGGCAAAGGAGCGUCAGAAAAUCCGUAAUGAAGAUGUGGAGAUUGAGGUGGUGGAGAGACGAAAACAGAUCGACAUUGAGGAGAAGGAGAUUCUGCGUAAAGAGAAGGAACUGAUGGCCACGGUCAAGUUACCUGCCGAGUCACAGGCGUACAAGGUGGAAACCAUCGCUGAGGGACAGAGGACUCAAACUGUGGAGAAUGCCAGGGCCGAGGCUGAGAGAAUCCGGCUGAUAGGCGGUUCUGAGGCAGCCGCCAUUGAGGCAGUGGGUAAAGCCGAGGCCGAGAAGAUGAGACUGAAGGCCUCUGCCUACAAACAGUACGGAGAUGCAGCUAUGAUCAGUUUGGUACUCGACACACUGCCUAAGAUUGCAGCUGAGGUGUCGGCACCUCUGAUGAAGACAGAAGAGAUUGUUCUGAUUGGGGAUGAUCGUACAACAGGGGAGGUAAGCAGGUUAGUCAGUCAGCUGCCUCCUGCUGUACAGGCCCUUACCGGGGUGGACUUGUCCAAGGUUUUGGGAAAAGUUCCUGGGGCUCAGUAGAGGUGACAACAUGCCUCAUUCUCACACAGCUCUGUUUCCAUGGAAACUUCUGACUUCAUAAACCACAAUUUGUCCAGCUGUUCAUCAUCACACCGACAGCCUUGUUAACAGAGACAAGAAUUAACUUUGCUGAAAUUGCGACUUUAUUUGGUUGUACGCAUAUAAAAGCGGAACAGAAGAAUUCAUUUCUUAGACUUCUCCGCUGACAGCAGCUGCUCAUGUGUGUUUUGUCUUUCUUCUUGUUUUUUUUCUCUGUUGGGUUGAUUAGUUUGGUGGGAAGGAAAGUAUACAUAUAUACUCUUGAAUAUAGGGCUAUUGUUGAUACUAUCCCAAUGUGUCUUUGCCAUCCUAAGUAGCAUUGAUAUUUUCCCCAGGUUCUUCCCCUUCCUUCUGUGAAGGGAUACAAUGCUGCCGCAAAUCAAACAUUUUAGCCAUAGGCAUUGUUGUAGUCAUGUGUGUGUGUCAGUUUCUCGGGGAAACUAAAAGUAGAUGAUAUGUGUAAAUAAAAAUAGACAUGAGCAGUAUGGAAUAUUGUUGAUUGUAUUAUACAUGUAGCUAUAGAGAACAUUACGGCUCUCGUGAUCUUUGUUACAAAGUGUGAGAUGGUUUCUCUCUUGUAUAUUCAGUGUAUGGUUUCAACUAUUUCUGGAGGUACAGAUCUUAAGGCAUGUAUUAGGGAGAUACUUUAAUUCUUCAACCUUUUUGCACUUUUGGUUUUUAGUCAAGCAUAUUCUGAAGGCAUUAUUCAGUGUGGACUGAUAAAAUUACACUUCUUGUGAAGUCCUGAAAUUGGUCAAUCUAACACACAUAUUUGUAUCUCCAAAAUCAAAUUAAUAAUGUCUAAAAAGGUUGAAGAAUUAGGGUAUGUUGUGAGCGACAAUAAAGUACCAAUAUAGAUAAGAUUUGUGAUAGUCCUGAACUGAACAGUGUCACAGGUAUGGCCCAAAGGAGGAUCUUCUGAUCCUACUCGGUGCUAAGCCAGUCAGCUUUGCAAGCUCCACCUCUGAUCUUUUGACAUUGAAGUUAAAAAUGGCUGAUCUCUGCUUAAUAUCAUUUAAAUCUGUGAUUUAAAUAAUGGUGGUAUUUUUACAUGUACCUACAUCAUUUCAUAUGUCUAAAAUCUGAUAGUGUAUAAAAGAGGGUUAUUUGCCCUGCGUAUAAGCAAAGUAUGCGAAUGUUUUAGAAUGAUGAUCAAAAAUUACAAAGGUUUUGAGAGACCAACAGGAGUGACUACUGUAAAUCUUCAACCUUUUCAACAAAGCACUUUUUUUCUGUGGAAUUUAUGCAUACAAUUGUUAUGAAAAUGAUACCCAAAUGAUUUGUUUGUGACAUUGAAGAUGCAAGUUUCAUAAAAUUGUGGAAAUUAUUUCUCCACGCCCCAUAGUCCUUUGAGAAUGUUUCAAUAUAUUGGUUGCAGAGGCUGUUGAAAAGAUCUAGGGUAUGUUGUGUUGCUCCAUUUUAUAAAGUCAUAAGUUAAGGCGUGGAUCUAUCUAUCAUUCAGGUGAACAACAGAAAGAACCACGUAGUGGUUUGUCAAGAUUUUGUCAUGAAUACUUAUUCAGAUUUGUGAACAUAUAAUGACCAAAUAUAUCCAAAUAAAUAAUUACAUCUUUUUACAUUUUUAAUUGUCACAACAUGGAAAGCAAGUGGAGGACUUUUGGUCAUGUGGUUCUGGCUUUUUUAGCAAUCAAAUGUGUUAACUGCAACUGUUGAAACACAAAAAGACGAGCAAGACUAGGGCAUGAAAGUCAUUCCCUUGCUAGUUGCUGGUGUUUUAUCAAGCAGAUAUCAUCAGUUUGAAAAUGUUGAUGUCAGUUUUUAUGGGAACCACACAUUUUUAAAAUGCUCAAAUUGUGUUCAUAAAACAGAACACGCGUAGGGUGUGAUACACUGACCAACAUGUGAAAUCAGUUAUGAAAUACCAGUGACCAUUUUUCUCGUAUUUUAAAGAAAUUCAUGAAGCUCUGAGAUGCAAGGACAGAGUCAGUAUGGUAAUUUUUAUAUUAUGUUACAUUUUCCCUGAGUUUUAAGGCAGCAGAAUAGUGUGUUGUGAAUGUUUGGAAAGUUGAAGUUCUAGAAGGUUCCAGUUCGCCCAUCUGACCUUGGAUACUUGUGCUUGCCUGUUUGAAUACUAAUCAUUGUCAAACAUUGUAACGUGCUGAAGAAAGUACCCCACUUUGGAGUCACGUAGCACUGUCCUGGAGGGCAUUUGUUUGACUCUUCAAACCAUUUCUGGAGAAUUUGAUACAGUUUAAGAUGGCAUCCUGCGGUAUUUUGAUCAGUCAGCUAACGGCAUGCAUUUUGCAUCCUUUGUGAAUACCUUAUCUUGCUCUGUGUUAUCAGACUUGACUUUUAACAGGACCUGUAUGGUCCAUAUUUUAAUAUUCGAAAAAAUGUGUCGCUCUUUACCAAUAGAAUAGACCUGAAAGAUUUUUACUUUUCUAGUGAUGAUCUGUCCUUAUAAUAUAUUAUUGUUUUUCAUCGUUAUACAUAUUCAUUGAUGUGAUUUUUUUUUACUCAGACUAAAAGGCAUAUUUAUUUCUACUUGGCUGAGGUGGACACUGUUUUCUUAAUUUUACUCUGUUAAUGUUUCGUUAUUUAUCCUGAACAGUUUGCAGGGGUUGGACAAACAGCAUGACUGAUCAUGAAAAGUAGUAAGAUACUGUUUGUGUAUGUGCAAUUGGUUAGAGGCAGAUGAAAAUUUUGAAAAUGAGAAAUAUUCUUGAAGUUUAAUAACGCAGAAGAUUUCAAGGGCAGAUGUAUUCCACGAAAUGCUGAUCAAUGAUGUGUUGUAAAGGUGUAAGAGUGUGCGUCUGUUAAUACAACUGACACACUGGUUCCUAAGCUCUUAAGACUCCAAGUGUUUAGAAAAAUUAGAACCACAGAAUGUAAAUGCAGUCCUGAAGUCAUAGUUGUUCUGCAGUAUGAGGACUGGUUCUGCAGUGCAAUGACUGGUUGUUCUGCAGUACGAGGACUGGUUCUGCAGUGCAAUGACUGGUUGUUCUGCAGUAUGAGGACUGGUUCUGCAGUGCAAUGAAUGCUUGUUCUGCAGUACGAGGACUGGUUGUUCUGCAGGACGAGGAUUGGUUGUUCUGCAGUACAAAGACUGGUUGUUCAUAUGUGGUAAAAGUUAAACCAGACUAAAGCCUUAAUACCAGUGUUAAUCUGAUACAAAACUAAUGACACUUUCAAUCCAGACUGAAGUUGAUACCAGUUAUUUAUAACUGGUAAUACACUUUUGAACAUUGCAGGGCCAGAAUGUUAAACUUUUCCUAUCAUUUGAUGAACAUUACAGAGCCAGAAUGUUACACUUUUCCUAUCAUUUGAUGAAUAUUACAGGGCCAGAAUGUUAAACUUACACUAUCAUUUAAAAUGACAGGGUCUGGCUAAAAAUGACGGUGAACAUAAUGAACUUACUGGUAUUUUGAAAAAAAAACAAA
Liolophura sinensis is the source of this 4802-nucleotide messenger RNA. RefSeq names its product flotillin-2-like. The record is from RefSeq and is a predicted model, not a curated record. The transcript is spliced from 9 exons. Gene Ontology annotation, biological process: regulation of myoblast differentiation; protein localization to plasma membrane. Lineage: Eukaryota; Metazoa; Mollusca; Polyplacophora; Chitonida; Chitonidae. Gene Ontology annotation, cellular component: plasma membrane; flotillin complex; cytoplasmic vesicle. Gene Ontology annotation, molecular function: protease binding. The coding region runs from base 88 to 1362 and encodes 424 amino acids.